This is a messenger RNA of Anastrepha obliqua, 1376 nucleotides long. RefSeq names its product carbohydrate sulfotransferase 3-like. Lineage: Eukaryota; Metazoa; Arthropoda; Insecta; Diptera; Tephritidae. The coding region runs from base 10 to 504 and encodes 164 amino acids. Gene Ontology annotation, biological process: sulfur compound metabolic process; N-acetylglucosamine metabolic process. The record is from RefSeq and is a predicted model, not a curated record. The transcript has 3 exons. Gene Ontology annotation, molecular function: N-acetylglucosamine 6-O-sulfotransferase activity.
AAUGUACGAAUGAUUUUGUUGGUACGCGACCCACGUGGCACAAUGCAAUCGCGCAAACAUCGCGAUUGGUGUGCCGGCAACAGGGAUUGUGAGAAUCCGCGUUACGUGUGCGAAGAUCUGGUGGCCGAUUAUCAUGCAGCUGUGGAACUACUAAAAGAACAUCCAUCACGUUUCAGAACUUUGCGUUAUGAGGACCUCUCGCUGAAUACCUACGAUAUGACUCAAGAGGUGCUACAAUUCUAUGGACUGCCAUUCGAUCCUCUAGUUGAAGAAUUCCUCGAUACGCAUACAAAAGUAAAUAUCGGCGGUGUUAGCUCGACAUAUCGCGACUCCAAGUCGGCACCAUUUCAUUGGAAGCAAGAUCUGCGGGUGGAGGAGAUCCAGUAUAUACAAAACAGCUGCGAGGAGGCCAUGCAUUUAUGGGGUUACCGCAAGAUUGAAAAUUUCACGGACUUCCAGCCAAUAACAUUCGAUCCACUUGAACUACCACCACCGUUAUCGUGAAGUGCUCUAAAUAUCGUUGAAUAUUUCAAUUAGGUUACAUUUUUUAAAUCUUAAAUCUUGUGUCUCCUAAUCUACAUAUAUUUUUAUCUAUCUCGCUUAUACAAUAUUAUUUUUUUUUUUUCAUACCAUUUUGUUGUGAUAUAUCGAAGAAGUUAAACAUAUAAAAAUGUUACUAAGUUGACGCGAAAAACGUCGACGAGAAUAAGAAUGUAUUUAAUAUUUGUAAUUAUGAAUGCGUAUUUAGUAUUAAGAAAAUUUAGAGUCUUAAGAAAAGUUGUUUAGCGCAAAAACGAUUUAAUAUUGGGGCCGUGAGAAGUGAACGAAACAAGAGCAUUUACAAGGGUUAGCUAGCAGCAAGCAGAAUGUGUAAUCUCGAAUGGAAAUCCGAGUCCGCCCAGGCCUAUACCAGUUGCACACACUUACAUACUAAAUAUAUACGUAUCAGCAGUGCGGCACUGUAGUAGUGAAAUUCUUCAAUAAUCUGUAGUUAUCAUAAGUAAAUAUUAUGUUCGCAUACUUAAAAUGGAAACAAAAAAUUAAGAACGAAAACAACUCGAAUUAAUAAUAUAUGUACUACAUACAUACAUACAUACAUACUUACUUAUGUACUAUUACCACGCGUAGAUAUUUUUACACCGCAUAGUUUUAGGCGUUACGAAUUUUUUGCAAUCAGUUAAAAUCACUAAGUAUACUAAUUAGGUAUGUAAUUAAUUAGUUAAAUAAUUUUUAAAUUGACGCAUUCAUUACGAUGACAAGCUAAUUUCAAAAUAAUUUCGAUAAAUAAAAUUUUAUACUAAGGAGAAUAAAAUGUAAAGAAAAACAAAAAUGUUUCUAAAUGCACACAAUUAAAUGCAUAAAAAACCAAAAAUGAG